This is a messenger RNA of Gossypium arboreum, 1546 nucleotides long. Its product is annotated as FHA domain-containing protein At4g14490-like. Bases 128 to 1120 code for a protein of 330 amino acids. Gene Ontology annotation, molecular function: mRNA binding; protein binding. Lineage: Eukaryota; Viridiplantae; Streptophyta; Magnoliopsida; Malvales; Malvaceae. The record is from RefSeq and is a predicted model, not a curated record. The transcript has 2 exons.
GUUCACAUCUAACCGGAUAACAAGUAGAGAGGAUAGAUAAAAAGGGAAAUUCAAAAAAUUAGACCGCCUCAACCCAAUUCAAAUUUAUUCCACUUCUCACUCUCUUUCUCUGGCCGGAGCCUCAAAAAUGGAUCCACCGCCGAUUACUUUACUGAUGGUUCAGGGCCCACGAAAAGACGAAACUUUCGUAUUCCAACCCGGUUCCGCCAUCCGAAUCGGCCGGGUAAUGCGUGGCAACAACCUCCCUAUCAAAGACGCCGGCAUUUCUUCUAAGCACCUAUCGAUCGAAUCCGUAUCCGGUAAAUGGAUCCUUCGAGAUCUCGGAUCCUCUAACGGCACUACUCUUAAUUCCAAUGUGCUCCCCGCGGACACUGCAUUUGAUCUCCACGACGGCGAUACGGUGAAGCUGGGAGAGACUACGUCGAUCUUGAUCAAAAUCGAAGGCAGUGGAGGUAGCGGAGAGGAGGUGGCGGUGGUAGUCGAGAGCCGGAGGAAGAAUCCGCCGAGGAGAGGUAAGGCUGCGAAGAACGAAACAGGGAGUUCUAAUAAAGAAUUAGAGAAUUUAGAGUUAGAAAAGAAGGAAAAUGUUAGGGUUACUAGGAGUAGGAAGAAUGAGGAUUCCCAGAAUUGCAGGUUAGAUAUUCCAAAGGUUCCUGAAAAUCAGGAAGCUGCGGCGAAACGAGGAAAAGGCCGCCGUGGUGGGAGGAAAAAGAACGAGCAGGAAGAAAUAUUAGAGGAAAAAGAAACAAAAUUGACAGAGAACGAUGACACUCUUAUCAUAAAAGAAGAAGUGGAUAAGGAGGAGGAAGUGCUGAAUCCAUUGCAAAACGAAGAAAUUCAAGUAAGAAACAAUGAAGAGAACGUAGAACAUUCUAAGAUUAGGGUUAAGGAGAGCUGUGAUGAAAUGGAGAAUGAAGUUAGGGAAAGUUGUGAUGAAAGGGUAGAAGUGGAUUUGGAGAAGAUGACACUAAGGCAGUGGUUUGAUUACUUGGAGGUUCAUUUGCCCAAGCAGAUACUCGAGGCAACAGAGGAGAUGAUUGAAGAUAUGAGGAAGAAAGCUGAGAAGGUUCAAGAGUAUAUGGUGGAGCAGAAGAAAAAGGGUAAAGCUGCUGUGGGUUAGACUUAGAGCUCUGUUCCUGAUUUUUGGAAGAUUGGCUCCGAUAAAAUCGUCUCAGAGUUCUUCCAUCGGACCAAGUUCAUAGAGCUAAUGACUAGACGAUUCUGGUAACUGCUUUAUAUUCAACCUGCAAAUUUGCUAAUCAAAACUUCAUUGCAACUUCAAUUCUGGGAUAUUAGUUCUAAAUGAAACCUUUACCAAAACCUAAGGGUGCUUUUAAAUCCAUCAAAAUUUGUACAAAUUUAACCUAGAGAACUUUGGAUUGCUAUGGUUGAAACAUGGUUGUAAUUUCGUGAACACUGAUAUUAUUAUUAUAUAUUGUGUAACAUGGGAUUUAAAUAACAGAUAUGAUCUGAAUCUAAUCUUGUUCAGGUUGAGAUGGUAUUCAUGUAAAACCCUUUUAAUAAUGUUAACACCAAGAUUCGAACA